Syzygium oleosum is the source of this 3611-nucleotide messenger RNA. RefSeq names its product G-type lectin S-receptor-like serine/threonine-protein kinase At5g35370. The transcript has a single exon. The coding region runs from base 723 to 3365 and encodes 880 amino acids. Gene Ontology annotation, biological process: recognition of pollen; protein phosphorylation. NCBI's taxonomy places the organism in Eukaryota, Viridiplantae, Streptophyta, Magnoliopsida, Myrtales, Myrtaceae. The record is from RefSeq and is a predicted model, not a curated record. Gene Ontology annotation, molecular function: protein serine/threonine kinase activity; ATP binding.
CACUCAGCAGGUUUGGGGGGGGGGGGGGGGGGGGGGUUGUCUAGUUGGCUGAAUUAUCUGCGCACACCAACUGUUUGACGUUUUACCCGAACGAAGCAUGUUCCGUGUUGGGUAUCAUCUGGGUAUUGUAUGAUUCGCUUUUGUUGGGCGGUUUUAAAUCGAGGGGUGGACGUGCGAGAGCGCCCUCUUGCCCAUUGAAUUAAUAAAUUGGUGGAGAAAGAAAAUGACAGUGAGUGAGCGGAACCUGAACCUGAAGUUGUGGUCAGACAUGCUGCUUCAAUAAUUGUUGGGUAAAGAAAAGCAUUCUGCGAGUCUGGCCGGAUGGCAGUUGCGCUGAUAAAUAAUUGUUAUUGUGGUGGUGGCUGGUUCUCUAACUUAGAAGGUGAUGAACUUGGGAUGGGAGGAGACCUUGUAACUGUGGAGAAGAACUUGUGAGCGAGAUAAAACUAUGAAAAAUAAUAUUUAAAAGUUUCCAGUUGGCGUCAAUGCGUGAAAUGCUGAUGAUCUUUACAAUGGAUAAGCUCUUCCUUAGAUUUGACUACCACAGAGAUAUCAUAAGUGAUGCAGCCAUUUCACACUCUAGGCUGCCUGUCGCAGUCAAGAAAGAGAGAGAAAGAGAGUGGUCAACGCAUCCAUAGAAUCAGAGCCAAAGAAAAGACUGGACAAAACCAGAGUAUUGCAGUUCCUCCCUUCCCAUAACCCCUUGCAUCCAACUUUUUAUCAUGUUCUUUGCAUCUGCUGCUCCAUCCGCUCUCCUCAUGGGAUUCCUCUUCGUCUUGCCUACAAUUUUCUUCUCUUGCACUCUCGUCUCAGCGAUUCCUUUCUCAGAACUCAUAUACCCGAAUUUCACUGGUUCAUACCUUCAGUUCAUAGACGCCUCCGGUGCGUUUCUGUUAUCUCGUAACGGAACAUAUAAAGCUGCCAUUUGCAAUCCUGAUGCUCAACAAAUCAACUUCUACCUUUGUGUCGUUCAUGUAGCGUCUAACGCCAUGAUCUGGUCUGCUAAUCGGAAUCAGCCUUUCUCUGAAGCCGGUAACAUUUAUCUUACUUCCAAGGGGAUUACCAUUGUUAAUGGAACAGGCAAUGAGGUAUGGUCGGCUCUGCCAAAUCAGUCAUCUGUAAAUGCUUUGUUGCUAAGUGAGAUGGGUAAUUUGGUCCUAGUUGAUCGAGCCAACGUUUCGUUGUGGGAAAGUUUUCAUAAUCCAACAGAUACAAUUGUGAUCGGGCAACACUUGCCUGUAGGAACGUCACUUUUCAGUGCAGUAUCAGCUUCUGACUUGUCAACUGGCGACUACCAGCUUGGACUUACUUCUUCAGAUGCUAUAUUGCAGUGGAAUGGACAAACAUAUUGGAAAUUGUCAAUGGAUACCAGGGCGUACACCGUUUCAGGUUACAUGGUUGAGUUUAUGACCAUAAACAGGACAGGCCUGUAUCUGUUUGGUAGCAAUGGUUCAGUGGUUAUUCAGGUGGCCUUGGUAUCUGCUGAUUUCCAAAUUGCCAAGUUGGAUGCCUCCGGCAAGUUCACAGUCAGUAGCUUUUCCAAUGGGAAAUGGAACCGGGAGUUUCUGGGGCCAUCUGAUAGUUGUCGACUCCCGUUUGUCUGCGGCAGAAUUGGGCAGUGUUCGGACAACUCCGCUUCUAAUACUCCUUCAUGUUCAUGUCCCUCUAAUUUCCAUCUGAGUUCUCCGAAUUCUAAUACUUGUGCGCCAAUUGAUGGUUCCUUUGCAUUAUUUUCAGCCUGUAACUCAUCAAAUAAUGGUAGUCAAGUGAAUUCGUCUGCUGCCUCAUAUUUGACCAUCGGAUAUGGCUACGACUACUUCUCCAAUGAUUUCUCUCAGCAACUGAACUAUGGGUUGAAUCUGUCUGUCUGUCAAGAAGUCUGCUCAGGUGAUUGUUCUUGCUUUGGAGUAUUUUAUGAAAAUUCAUCUGGUUCUUGUUAUAAGAUUGAAAAUAAGUUGGGGUCCGUUAUAUUGAGCACUAACAGUGAAAAUGAUCUGUUGGGAUACAUCAAAGUUGUGGCCGCCGCUUCUACUAACUUUAAUGGUAACAACAAUUCCGGUGACCAAAGUCAAAAGCUUCCUGUGGUUGCUCUUAUACUGUUACCUGCCGCCGCAUGUUGUGGCCUAAUUGCAAUAGGAUUUGUCUGGUUGAGAAGACGGAGAAUCUCAAAGUUAGGGGAGGUAAAAUUAGGCCAACCUAACUCUCCUUCCUCGGAAGAGCUUGAUGCCUUCCACAUCCCUGGCUUACCUAGAAGGUUUGAUUAUAAAGAGUUAGAAGUUGCUACAGAUAACUUUAAGACCCAUAUAGGGUCAGGUGGGUUUGGUGCUGUAUAUAAAGGUAUACUUCCUGAUAAAACAGUCGUUGCUGUAAAGAAGAUUACCAACUUAGGGAUCCAAGGGAAAAGAGACUUCUGCACUGAAAUUGCUGUAAUUGGAAAUAUCCAUCAUGUCAAUUUGGUUAAACUGAAAGGUUUUUGUGCCCAAGGUAGAGCUCGCUUGUUGGUUUAUGAGUAUAUGAAUCGUGGGUCACUGGAUAGGAUCCUCUUUGGCACUGGACCUGUUUUGGAAUGGCAAGAGAGGUUUAAUAUUGCACUAGGAACAGCACGUGGCCUUGCAUACUUGCACAGCGGUUGUGAACAGAAAAUUAUUCAUUGUGAUAUUAAACCGGAAAACAUUCUUCUGCACGAUCAAUUCCAGGCAAAGAUCUCCGAUUUUGGACUUUCAAAGCUUCUGAGCCCGGAGCAGUCCAGCCUCUUCACUACAAUGAGAGGCACUCGUGGCUACCUUGCACCUGAAUGGCUGACAAACUCUGCGAUUUCUGAAAAAACAGAUGUUUAUAGUUUUGGGAUGGUGUUACUUGAACUUGUGAGUGGCAGAAAAAACUGCUUAUUGCGGACUCAAAGUCACAGUUUGGAGGAUGAUAGCAGUGGUUCGCACUCAUCCUCAUCAUCAGGGUCGGGACUCGUGUAUUUUCCUCUGUUUGCCUUAGAGAUGCACGAACAAGGAAAGUACUUGGAACUUGCUGAUCCAAGACUAGAGAACCGGGUGACAAGUCAGGAGGUUGAGAGAAUGAUACGAGUUGCUCUGUGUUGUGCACAUGAGGAACCAUCAUUACGGCCAAACAUGGUAGCUGUAGUUGGAAUGCUUGAAGGGCGGAUCCCAUUUUGUCAGCCUAGAGUAGAAUCCCUGAACUUUUUGCGCUUCUAUGGGCGUCGGUUUACUGAGGCUUCCGUGAUAGGAGAAGAAAACGGAUCAAACAAUGCAAUCUUAUAUUCUCAAGCGAACGCUUUUCUUACAAGCGCGGCUGGCGGUUCCUAUAGAGCGGUCUCUUACAUGUCUUCUCAGCAAGUUUCUGGCCCGAGAUAGCAAUGAUCAGCUUGGAGUUUUACUGCUUGUAACAGAUAGUGUAAAUUCUUGAAUCACAAAGCCCUUAAUGUAGACUGGAAUUGUCACUUGUUUCCUUCCUGGUAACCAGAGUCCUUACUUUCCAAAAUCAAAAGAGAUCUGAGAUGUUUAACGUCAUCAGAUCUGGGUCCUUUGUUGCUUGAACAGGGCGACUCUUUUAGCUAAGUAAUUGACUUGCAUGAUUAAGAGCUUCGAAGCCUUUUGUAU